This is a messenger RNA of Cinara cedri, 22305 nucleotides long. Lineage: Eukaryota; Metazoa; Arthropoda; Insecta; Hemiptera; Aphididae. The record is from the annotation of a GenBank genome assembly.
AUGACUAGCAGCGCUAUGGCUUUUAACGAGGUGAGUAUUUGACUGAUCACUUAUGUAAAUUUUACACUAAUCGGUAAAUAAAAUAGGUAUCUAAUAUAAUGUGUAAACGGGGUCAGUAGUCACUAAACAAACUAUUAUUUUCAACUUUGAGUAUAUGAUCUUAUUUUAUCCAAAAAUCGAUGACAAUAUCAUUUAAUUGAUCGGUUGGCUACUAUAACCUUUUAUUUGUUUCAUCAAGAACCCACAUUUGCAAUGAUAAACAAUUUGACAAUACGCGUGUUCCUUAUAACACUCGAUGGUACAAUCAGAUUAUAAAUGUAAUGUAUUUCAAUGCUUCUCAAAAAUUGUAUACCUACAUCUUAUUACCAAUCCGAUUGCCUCUCCAUGCAUCAAAUGGACAACCAACAAACAGGGUUGGGGCCUAAGUUGAUGGAUUGAUAAAGUUUACUAUCAAUGGUCAAUCCGGUGUUCAAUCAUAUUGAAAACUAAACGAUAACAAUUUUUUAAUCUGGAACGCGGAUUUAUAAAUAAUAUAAUCAACUUUAUUACUUAUAUACCUAUGUACAUUAUUUUUUUAUUAUUAUCUUUCUAAUGUUCUAUUUAGGUGCAUAAAAGUGCAAAAUUGAUAUGCUAGGUUAUUGUGAUCAAUUGAUAGUUAUUAAAUAUAUAAGUACCAAGUAUAUUAUUUACUAAUAUACUAAUAUUACUUAGGCAGGUGUAAUUCAUAGUUAUAAUAUGUUUCUUUCAAACAAAGUUUUAUGUUAUAAAUUAAAACCUAAAUUUUUUUUGAAAAUUGAGUUACACAUUUUAAAGGUAUUUAGAAUAUGAAUACAUUAUCUGUAUUUAUGUUUAAAAUAAAAAUGUGUAGUUAGGACUACUUAACACAUAGUUUUAAAUAACUAAAUCUAAUGUUUAUUGUAUAGGCUCAUUAUCCAUAAACCAAAUUGUUUUUGUUGUAUCAUGAAUUAUAUCAAUUGUUUUCUUUAUAUUUAUAUUAUCCAAUCAUAAUGUUAUAUCUGCUUGAAAACAUUUUUAACUGAUGUUAAAAAGUACAAGUUUACCAUACUUGAAUUGUUUAUUCAAACAAUUAUAACGACUAUAAAUUAUACAGUUUUCUUUUAAAAAUAAUUUAAUAAUUAUUAUGACAUCUCAUAUGGUUAGUUUACUACAUGUUAUAUGAAGUAAUAAUUUGUAAAAUAUUAUAUUUAUCUUUAAUUUUAUUAUUUGUUUGAUUGAAUUCAAUUUGGCUUUAAUUGUACAAUAAUUACUCUACCCACACAGGUAUUGUUACAAUUAUUAUUGACAGUUUAUUUGUUGUGCAUUUAUUAUGUUUAAUGAUCAAUGUAAAUACAUUUUUUGGGUGUAUAUUGUACAAUGUAUAUUAUGCAUGUUUCUUAUUGAUUUCUUAAAAUGUAAUGAAAUAUGAUAGACAAAAUGCUGUGAUAAUGCCAUAGCAAUAAAAAUCUAUUGUCUUCCAAGGUCAUUUUGUUUUAUUCUUUAUUUAUUAAAUGUCUAUGAAAAUUGUUAUUUACAACAGCUAGGUAGUGUAUUAAAUUAAUAGGGAACACCACUUGUGUAUGAUUACGUCAAACACAUAGAAGAAUAAAACAUUUUUUAUAAUAAUAUAAAUUAUUAACCGGGGGUCUAGUAUUACUUCUAUAUUUAUGCCGAUGGCAUAUGUUAGUACAAUAGACGUAUUGUCUAUAAUUUUAUGAUAACUAUUUAUAUAUAUUAUUGAAUAUAUGUAUUAUAUAUAUAUAUAUAUAUAUAUACUGAUAAUAUCAUACUGGUGACGAGUGGUUUGAAAGUGGCUGGCGUGUCGCUCGUGCGUGUUGCGCUCAACCAUUGACAGGCCACAAUUUUGUGGGUGAUACCGGUGACACGAUGCGACUGAAAGUGGUCUGUCUGUGUUCGACUGUGUUUUUCAUAUUACUUUACAUGUAAUUAAUAUAUCACCCACGAAGGAUAUCUAGUUUGUUCCGUUGCUGUUUAACUAUUUAAGCAAUGCACCUAUUAUAUAAAAAAAAAAAAAAAGAUUAAAUAACUAUUAUACCAUUAUAUCUAUACAUUGUCACAAAACUAUACUCACAACCAGUGAUCUUCAAACAGCGGGUCGUAAUAAAUUUUCUUUUUUAAAUAAAAAUUAAGUUUAUACAAUUAUAUAAAGUACACAAAUAAUUGUUGUUAUUAAACUUAGAAAAUUAAUAAAUGAAAAUAUAGUUUAAAAAUUAUUGUAUUAUAUUAUGUAUAAACAAUAUUAUAUAAUUUAUAUUCAAAAAUCACAGUAUAUGUUUCAUAUACUGGUAUGAUUCUACGUAGUAUGACAUUAAAUAUAAUAAUUUACGAGUAAACCAGACUAGUAAUAAAAUAAAUAUAUUAUAUUAUUAUCGUUCAUAAGUCGCAUAAUUUACGAACAUUGUUUAAAGACGAAUAAAUUUUAGUCUUGUUAUUAUUCUAGUCAUAUUUACGUAUCCCUUAAAAAGUUUUUUUAUUUUUUAUUUAUUCAGUUAUAACAGUACUACUACAAAGUAUUAAGUAAUUUUAGAUUUUUUUUUUGUUUUUCUUUAUGUAUACCUUAUGUGAGUCGCAAAUAAUGUAUGUUUAAAAAAAUUGGUUGUGAGUUCAAAAAAGUUGAAGACCGCGGAUGGGAAGAUUGGAAAUGACCAAAUGACCAACAUUUUUUUAAAAUAUGUAUUUAAAAAUUUCAAAAUAUGUAAUUAUAUUCCUUAUGAUUCAUUUUUAACACAAUAAUGUAUAAAUAUACCAAUUUUUCAACAAAUAUAUGCAAAAAUGAUGUUAAUAUUAAUUUAAAAUCAAUUUUAUACUUUUUUUAAUUGUGCAUGCAUUAAAUAUGUACAUUUUUUUUAAAAAUUACAAAGUUUUACAAAAAACUGGGUUAAUAUUAAUUUAAAACAUAAAUGAUUCAAAACAAAAAAUAAAAUAUUUCAAAAAUUUAAAUGUUGUAUAGGUUAAAUACUUUAAAUCUCAGGAUUUCACUGUAUAACAAUUAUUUUACUUAUAUUUUCAAAUCUGACAGUAUGUUUUUGUAAACUAUUCACUGUGCCUACCAGCAGUAGAUACUAGAUAUAUAAAUAACUACGUAUGUCAUCAACUUUUAUCGCUAGUGUAUACGUAGUGAUAUAGUGUUUAGUUAAUAGUUAUCGUACACAUUUUUAAUAUUAUAUUUAAAAUUGUUUAAAAUAUGCUACUAAAUCGAGAAAUAAUCAAUUUAUUAUGCUCAAAAAUGUCAAAUAUGCAAAAUAAGUUUAAUAUAAACGUAUAAUUCUGAUUUUACUUAAAAAAUAUGUAAAGUCAUAAACAUCUGAGCUCUAGUCAUAACCCUAUAUAAUAUCUCUAUCUUAUCAUUUUUCUGGUAUACCUAUAGCUACUCCUAAAUUAUCUAUCCAUUCCUAAUCCUGUCCCACUUGGUUACAACCAUAGAUAAUAAAGAAUGGAUAAGCUAUAAGUUUAGGUGGAAUCAUUCCUAGUUUUAAUCAGUAAAUUUCUAUGUAACUAUAUUUUAUUACAUAGGCAAAUAUAUUGUUUUACUAUAUCAAAUAAUGUAAACAAAUUGCCUAAAGUCAAAAUUCCAGCAAAUUUGUAUGUUGGUUUGUGUACCUUUGAUCAUAUUUUGAUUGGCUGUUAUACGAGUAUCUAUACUAUGACAUUUUUAUAUUUGGGUUAAUUUCAACUUUUCUCUCAUUUGGAUUACAAUGGUCAAAUAAUUGUUUGGUGUUAUCAGCAUAUUAUAUAUCUAUACUCAUAAGUGGAAACAAAAAUGUGUACAAAUCUAGUAUAGGAGUGGCCUAUUUAUUAUUUUAUGAUUAUUGGUUAUACUAUGCAUCCAAAAGGUUAAUUUAAUAAAGAUAAAAUUAAUAAAAAUUGUACACAAUAUCAAAUAUUUUUUUAACACCUCUCUUUGUGUACUAGUAAACUUUUAAAACAAUAAAUUUAAAAACUAACAGACGUUUUUACUGACUUUUAUACUGUUGUAAGUAAGAAGUUAAGAAGGUAGAGUGGAAUUUGAAUGUAUAUCUGUAUGCAACAAUAAAUCAUUGAUAACAAAAAACAAUUAUGAGUGGAGUUCAGUUAUAAAUGUUUUGGAAGGCUGUAAUAUUUAUGAUUUUAAAAUAUUACAUAUGUUAAAUUUUCCCAUUUAUUAUGAAUACCCUUGGGAAAAUCAAAAAAUGAGUACUACAUCAGACAGAUUUCCUUUCAGAAUAAGAACUACUUUUAAAAAUUUGAUCAAAAUUUCUGGUAGAAGGAGUUGUUCACAGAAAGAAAAAAACAAACAUUAUAAAACCAAUAUAUUCCUUGCUUUGCUCAGAAUCUAAAAUUUAACUAAUUACUGAUUUAUGGAGGGAAAAUCAUUACUUCGGAUAAUAAUAUAAGUUUUAAAUUUGAUGAAAAAUUGAAUAAAAAAAUAGAAAACUAUAAAACAAUAGUACUAUAUGAAUCUGGUGUUAAAAAUAGGUAUUGCCAUUAAAGAAAAUAUAAGUUAUUUUUGUACCGCAAAUCUUUCUAAAUAAAAGCCCCUAUUUCAAUCCAAAUAUUUUGAAUUAUUUUGUGAUACCAUUUGAAUGAAAUACUGUAUAUAGUUGUAUUUAUUUUUAUUCAAAUAUAAAUUAAUACCAUUCAUUUAAAUUUGUUAAUUUAUUUAUUAUUCUUGUAGAAAGUUGAUCCAGAACUCAUAUUCACCAAACAAGAACGAAUUGGUAAAGGUUCAUUUGGAGAAGUCUUUAAAGGUAUUGACAAUCGAACUCAGCAAAUUGUAGCUAUAAAAAUUAUUGAUCUUGAAGAAGCUGAAGAUGAAAUAGAAGAUAUUCAACAGGAAAUUAUGGUUUUAUCUCAGUGUGAUAGCGCAUUUGUCACAAAAUACUUUGGUUCCUAUCUUAAAGUAAAUUCAAUAUAUUAUUUACACAUGUUUACCAGUUCAUCACUAUUUUACAUUAAAGGGUACUAAAUUAUGGAUUAUAAUGGAAUAUCUGGGUGGUGGAUCAGCACUUGAUUUAAUGAAAGCUGGUAAUUUUGAAGAAAUGCAUAUUGCCAUAAUACUAAGAGAAGUUUUAAAAGGUCUUGAUUAUUUACAUUGUGAACGGAAAUUACACAGAGAUAUUAAAGGUAACAAUUAUAAAUACAGUAAAACUUUCAUAUAAAGGCAUCGAAGUAACCAGAAAUAAUGACCACUAUAAGAGUGCAUAAAAAAACCCAAUUUCCUAAUUUUAGAACUAUCUUAAUUUUUUAUUGAAUCUAUUUUUAAAAAUUUUUAUUAAUGCUCUAACAGUUAGGAUUUUUUCUGAUGCAGUGAGGUGUUUUUUUUUAGACACCAUGCUGGGUUUCUUCUAUUCAACUGACAAUGGAAAUUAAUGAAAUAUAAUAAAAUACACAGACCUGGUGUGCUCAUAGCAUUAUCAUAAAAUUCUGAUAAGAUAACUAUAAAUUACCAUGAAUAAUUUGGGUAAACCAUGCAUAGAGCUACCACUUGUGCACUUUAUUCACUUUGUUAUAUACCAACAAUUAUUACCUCCAAAAAAUUUUGUUAUAUAAUUAUUAAAAAUAUAAAGAUUUUAAAUUUUUAUCUAGUUUGUUACUUUUCCUAGAAAGGAAAAAAAAUUGCUUUAAUUUUACUCAUAUCAUUCAAACACAAAAAUUACAAUUUUGUUCCUUUAAAAAAAUUGUUCAUGAAUUAAGCAUUUUACUUCCUUGUUUUUAAUUUUUAUCAUAUUUUUAAAUAUUUAAAUGACCGACAUCUAUCAUAAUGUAUUAUUUACCACAUUUUUCAAUUAUUAUUGUCACAAAAUGGCAAAUGCUUAUUUUAUUGUUUUAGUAUUUAGUUGAUAUUUUUAUUUUAUGACAUUGUUAAAAGUGAUUUUAAGUGAUAACUUCUGUGGCAGACUAACCUGUAUACAUAUUUUAAAUGACUAAGAGUAAAAUAAAACCAAGAAGAAAUGGGUUGUUGUACAAUCCAGAAAUAUAGUUUUGUUGUGUUAUUAACACUACCAUUGUUUAAUAUUUAAGUGUUCUUUUAUAUUUUAAAAAAAAAUGUAAUAUGAUGUAUUAAAAUCAAAAACUUGAAAUUUAAUAAUUUUAAUUUUAGAAUAAAAUUCAUUAUUCAUUCACUUUUUUAAACAAUUUCUUUUCUGUAAUCACUUUUUACCACCUAUAAUUGAGUGGUAGCCCUGAUAUGCACUUAAAAUGUUUUAUAUACUUCUAUACAUAUUUUAUAUUAUUUUAUCUUAUAUUUUGACCAUUAUUUAAAAUGCCCAUUAUAUAAAGGUAUUAAUGUAUUUUUCCCAUAACACUUGACAGGACUAAAAAAAAAUUACAAUUGCAUAGAGGUGACCAUUAAUGGAAGUUUUACUAUAGUUAUUGUUAAGUAUUUUGUUUUACUACUUAUUUUAUUAUGUUACAGCUGCAAAUGUAUUGUUAAGUGAAAUAGGAGAUGUAAAAUUAGCUGAUUUUGGUGUAGCUGGGCAAUUGACCAACACAACAAGCAAACGAAAUACAUUUGUUGGUACACCAUUUUGGAUGGCUCCAGAAGUUAUUAAACAAUCUGCUUAUGAUUCUAAGGUUUUUUAGAUAUUUUAACUUCAUGUUGUUGUUUUUUUACAUUCCUAAAAAUUGUAUUUAUGUAAUAGGCAGAUAUUUGGUCAUUAGGAAUAACUGCUAUAGAACUAGCUAAAGGUGAACCACCCAAUUCUGAAUUGCACCCUAUGAGAGUCCUUUUUUUGAUACCCAAAAAUAACCCUCCUCAACUAACAGGAAAUUAUACAAAACAAUUUAAAGAGUUUGUAGAGGCGUGUUUAAAUAAAGAUCCUGAAAAUGUAUGUAUUUUUUAUAUAAGUUGUAUAUAAUUUACAUAUUUUUCAUAUUAAAAUUGAAUGUGUUGUAUAGAGGCCGACUUCUAAAGAAUUAUUAAAGUUUCCAUUCAUUAGAAAAGCUAAGAAAAGUUCAUACUUGGUUGAUCUCAUUGAUCGGUACAAAAAAUGGAAAUCUCAGCGUAAUGAAGAGAGUGAAACCGAGUCGGAGAACUCAGAUGUGUAACUAUGGAAAAUAUUAUUUUAUACAUUUGUUUUUUUUCUACUUUAAUUUGCCCAAAUAUUAAAUUAAAUUAAUCCUUAUUUUGAUUUUAGUGAAGAUUCUAGUAAAAAUGAUAGUGAUUUAGAUGAACCGUGGAUUAUGACUGUUAGAGGGCCAAAUUCUAUUAAACCUAUGUUAACCUCUGCUGCUGAAACCAAUCCUUCAUCACAGAUGCUAUCAAAGAAAAUGCAACAGAAUGGAUCACUCCGAUCUUCUAAAAAGUCAUUCAAUCAGAAAUAUAAUAUUGCUGAAUCAAAUGUUAGUUUUUCAUUUUUAAAUUCUAUCUUAAAUUAAUAAUGUAUACAUUUUAAAUAAUAUUAUUAAUUUUUGUAAAAUUAGGUAAAUGUUCACAGUUCUAAAAAUUCAGAAAAAUCUAAUUCCAAAGAAACUGAACCUAAGCGCAGUGUAAAUCGUAUGGUAGAACAUGUUGACAAUAAAAAACCAAUUCAUUCCAAAGCUAACCAGAACCAUAACUCGUGUUGGUCACCAUGUCUACCCCUCUUAAUAUUUCCUUUGAUAUCUGAGGUAAGUAAAUAAUGUGUGUACAUAUAUAUAUUUACAAAUUCCUUUAUUCAGUGAUCAAUAUAAUCAUUAUUUUUGAAUGUUUAUUGAUGGUGAAAAGGUAUACUUUUUUUUUUUACUUUUUCAGUUAUUUUUAAAAAUCCUGAAACAUUAGAAAUGUAUAGUUGCCUAAGGGAGUAGCCAAUUUCUACUUAGUAUACCAAUAUUUCUACUUUUAGUUGCUGUGGACCAAGUUACACAUGCAUAGAUUACUAUAAAAAAAUAAUCAAAGGGUUUAAGGUAGUUUGUGUAAAAUUAUUUUUUGAUUUUCUGGAUAGUAAUCUAUUAAUUACUCGUUAAAUGUUUAUACUAUAAUAGCAUUUAUUUCCAAAUGUGUGUUAUUGUUACUUCUAUUUAUGCAAACACCCAAAAUCAAAAUUAGGAUAAAAUGAUUUGGUUAGGUAAGUGGCGUAUUUUGGGCUUUUUUUGUGGGAGAGGGUUAUUCUGACACAUGACAAUACUUUUUCUCCACAAAUAUUAACAUAGCUUCAUCACAAAUUCAUACCUGAUUAUUCGUUGAUUUGUAUAAUUAUUGUUAAGUAUACUUAUAAUUAAUUUAUUGGAUGAUUUCAGAAGUCCACGGUUUACAGUAAAUUUUUUUAAUGUGGUUUAAAAUUCUAUAGCAUUUAGAUAUAAUUUUCAUAUGAAGAUUGACACUAUUUAAAAAAAAAAUUAAGAAUGAUCAUUUCAUCGUGUGUGUUUUGAUGUGUGGGUACCUACAUGCAGUAAAAAUAAAAAUGACUAAAACCAAACCUAACUAGUAACUUGUUUAUCAUAUUAAAAGUGCAUGACAUAUUAUUCAACGAUAAUUUAGUUUACAAAAAUCAUAAUUUUGAAUUUAAAAUGGUUGUUCUUGUUACUUUGUUAGAUACUUUAUUUUGAAUCCGUAAAAUCUUGAUAUCCUAGGGGUCAAACUAAUAACCUAUUAAUAAAAAUUGUUUUGUUUUAUUAAGCAACCCAUUAUUGAAGAUUGACAAACGAAACAAAUCUAACUCUAAACAUUAAAUAAUUUCCUGGUCUGAAAGGGUUAAGUAGGUAGGUACCUAUCUGAGCGUAGUGAGGAAUAUAUUAGUUUUACUUUUUAUAGUUAUCUGAACAUGUGGAGCUUUUUAGUUUUUAUUUGGUUUUAUAUGGACACAAUUUUUUUCGGUUUUUCAAAAAUGCUCUCAACAAUAUGAUACAAGGUUUAUCAUAAUUUAUAAAAUAUUUUUAAAUGCCACUAUUUAGGAAUAGGUAUAAAAAUGGUUUAUAGGGUUCAAAUUUUGAUAAAAAUCGUAAAUAUCACUGCAAUUAACGUACUAUUUUAAUAUUUUAUAUUAAUGUGUAUACAAUUUCUUUGGUUCUAUACAAAUGCACAAAUGCUUCUAUAAUAAUUCCUUUAUUUUUAUACUUGUUAUUUUACAUUUGGCAAAUUCUUUGUGUACCUUUGACACAUAACUUAUUUAGGAUUGCUGGAAGUUGACUCAACAUAUUACACUAGUUACAAUAUUUUGAACAUAAUAUUGUAAAAUCAAUACAUUUUUCGCUUACAAUCUAUAAUCUUCAGUUAUUUUGGAUUCUGUGUGUAGCGAGGAAGUUAUUGGUUUUACAAUGCUGUUAAUUUUUUAUUUUUUCUUUCUUUAUUCUAGUUUGUGGACAAGUUUUUUUUUAGUUAACUUACUCCAAUCUAUAUGUCCAUUUUAAAGAAGUCUUUUUUUUUGAUUUUCAACACUAUUUUUUAAAUAAAACCACUCAAGUGGGAAAAAAUGUAGGAAAACUUGCAAUUUCACAAUUUCAUUAUUUUUUUAAAAACAAAAAAAUCUAUCAAAAAAAAUGAUUUAAUCAAAAAAUCACAAGAUACCUUUUUUAUUACCCUUCUGAUUUAUUUUCUUAAAGUAUCAUCGCCAUAAUUUUUGAGCCACUUUUGAGCUUGGGAGUUUUUUAUUGUAAUUCGGUUAUAAGUACAUGUAGAGACUUGAAACUUGAUAAUAAUAUUUAUAUUGGACUUACCUAGAUAUGGUAAAAUUUCCAAAAUGAUCGGACGACUCUUUUGUUUUUUGAAAGGAUUUGAAAUCUAAUUAAAAUGAAAAUCUCAAAAAAAAAAUAUGGCACUUCAAUUUGUGUAUUACCAAACUUUGCCCAUAAUUAUCUUUCGUCUAGCAAUGGUUUAUGUUUGCUUAAAAUAUAAUUUAAAUAAUCUUAUGUAUCCUACCUUCUCAACUUCUCACCUACAACAGUGACUGCCCCCAUCCCCAGUAUUGGCUCCUUUUAUAUUUGAUUUCUCUAUGAAUAUUAUGAUUACUAACAAUUUUAUCAUCAACCACUAUAGAGUUUUUCUUUUCAUUAUUUUACGAAAAACAUAAUUAGUUGAUUAUUAAAAGGAUCACCAUCAAAAUCAAAUUUUGUUCAUUACCUUGGUCGUUAAUCAUAUUGAGACCACUUACUCUAUUAUAGUAUUUUGUAACAGAUUCUGUUGUUCUAAAUAAUUCUAUUUUCAUUUGUAUUUAUGAUUGAAUAGAAUUAACAUGUAGUACAAAACAUUAAAUUUGCUCAAAAAAAAAAAAAUGUGUUUUUUCAUUGCAAUUAAAUUUGAGUAUGAGGGAACGAAAUUGGAGCUCUGUGUCAAGUUGAGUAUUAUAUUAUAUUUGGAAUAAAGUAUAGCACAGUAUAGGGAUUUAAACCGCUGUCCCCUAUAUAGAAAAAUGAUUAAAUAUAUUGUUUGAGACGUAUUGUCUUUUUACCAUGCAUAUUAUAAUACUUAAAAGACAUAAUAUGUUUUAGUUCCUUACUUUAGUUUCUGGGUACAAUUUUAUCUGAUUUUCAGUUACAAAAGAGAUAUCGGUUUAAAAAUGAUGUAUCUUACAAGAUAGAUGCUAUUGAAGACCUAAAAAAUUCUUUUGAGUUAGCUGAACGUGCAAGUCCUGGUAUAAGUGACCAGUUUUUAAGAGAAAUGAUUCAUAAAUUACUCCCGUCUUUAUCGGAACAAAGGAUCUCAUCUAUGUUAGACCAUAUGAUUCGGUAAUGUGUAUAAUUUUAACAUUUAAUAAUACCAACAAAAUUAACCCAUUUUUUGUUUAUUUUACAGGGACAAACAUUGAUAGAAGUAAUAUAAUAUAUUUUAUUUACACAUUAAUUCGUCGUUAUAGUAUUUCCAUAAAUUUCCUAUUCAAUCAAUUUAAUCAGACAAUAAAUUCAUCAUUCAAUUUAGUUAUUUAUUAUUAUUAUUAUUAUUAUUAUUAUUAUAAUUAUUAAUCUUUUUUUGUUAUACCGUGAAUUUUAAGUACUAUUUAGUUUUUUUUUUUAUUAUUAUUAUUUCAACUAUGAUUUAUGUGUCAUAAAUUUGUUUUAUUCAAAUCCUAUAAUAUUGUGUAAAAUCUUGUAUGGGCAGCUUUAAUAGUAUUAACAACGAACCUACAGGUUAUAUGUUUAACACAUUAUUAUUAAUAUUUCAUAAUUAAUAUUAAUAUAUAUAUAUUAAUAUUAUAUAAUUAAAAAUAAAAAAUGUUAGAAUAUUAAUAAAAAUAUUUUUGUAAUUGAGUAAAAAAAUGCUUGUGUAUUUAUUUUUUGAUUAAAAAAUUAUAGAUAUUUUCUAUACUGCCCACAAAUUAUUGUUAUUAUUUCUUCAAUAAAUUUUGUUUUAAUAAUACAAUAUAUAAUAAUUUAUCAAUAUUAAAUAAUCACAAUACAUGACUUUCUGCAGUUUAGUUAUAUGCUGAACAAUGUGUUUGGAAAAACAUAUUAAUGUAGUUCUAACCCAAUCCACUUUUUAAGGUGAACAGAAUAUCUUAACUAAUGUUUCAGAAAUUUAAGCAUGCUGCUGCUAUUAUUUGUUUGAAGUGGAAAUGCAUUGGGAUGUAAUAGAGUAUAUAAAAGAGAUGUGCUAAUACAAUUGAGGCGUUUGUAAAAUAUAGAAAAAUAUGUAGGUAUAAUAAUAAAUUAGAAAAUAACUUUUAAUAAUAUAAAAAACAAUUAAAACAAUAGUUCACCAUGUCUUUGAUACAGUGUCAGCCUGGUCAAGGCAGCUAGGCCCAGUCCCUAGUUUUUUUUUUUAUCAGUAUAGGGUUAUUAUAGUUAUAUAACAUUAAAUAACAUCAUUAAUAUAGAAAUAUUACUUAUAUCUGCACCACAAUUAAAGAUAUAUAGAUUGGGAAUCAGCGGAUAUAAACAAUUAUAAAUUUUCUAGUGCUACCAGUGGAAUUAUUUUGUACAAUAUUAGUCUGCAUUAACAAAUUAUUAAUAUUAAUCAAGAUCCAAUUCACUUCUACUAGGAGCUAUUAAUUAAUUAUUUGAUUAUCAUCAAUUUUUACAUCUCUUUGUGAAAAAUGAUCAUGAUGUUGUACAAUACAAAUAAAAUUAGAGACGUGAUCAACAAUUCGUGGUUUAAAUUUCGUUACCAGCAAAAAUUAUAUUAGACACAUUAAAAUACUGAAUGAAUGCUGUAACCGAACCAUAUAAAUUACCAGUAUCUAAUGUUUAUUCACAAUUAUAAUAUCCAUUCAAUUUAUUGUGUAUCCGCUUAUAGUCUUAUUGUUUAAGAUCUAUAACAAAGAUGAUCAUGUUAAAAAUAUUUUUGAUUUGCAGUAUCCUUUUGUCACUUUAAAAACAUACAAUCAGUAUUAUGGUACCUUGGGUGAGGUGUGCAUUAAAUAACUAACGAUACUUGUUAACACAAUUUAUUUAUAAUUAAUUAAUUAAUUAACACAAUAUAAUACCAGAAUUAAAAGCACACAUCUUGUGUCUUUACAAUAACAAAGUACAUAUCUCUUUUAAGUUAAGUUAACCUUAUCACUUUAUUACAGUUCUUCCCCCUAAGCUUUAAAAUGAUACAGAAAUAAAUGUGUUAUUAAUAAUAAAUAUAAGAAUAAUAAUAAUAAACAAAACAAGUAUAAUUAAUACAGCUUAUAAAUUUAACUUAUCUAGUCUUCUACUUCUUUUAGACUCCCUAGGUUCAGAGACCCCUGCUGUCUCUUCAAUAUCUUCAAUAAUAUUUUCGUUCCCUAUUUCACCUUCUACUUGCUUUUCAGCCUUAUUUUCUAAAUCAAUUGUAUCUUAACCCAAAUUAAUAGUUUCCCUUUCCUCUAAAAUGUCUUGUUCUUCUCAUUUCUCCCUUUCAGCUGUAACAAAAAUUUUUUUAUUUAUUUUACCUAUCUCAAUAAGUUGGUUAAUGUGCCUUCUCCAAACCAUAUUUGCUUCCUCCAAUCUUACUAUAUAUAUUCUAUCACCUGAAACUGUUCAAUUUCCCCUUUCCUCCAUUAUUUUUUAUUUGGAUUGGAGUAAUCCCUAGCAUAGACUAAGUGUAUUUCAUUAAAUAUUACAUGUGUCAUGUGUACCUACAUUCUGUAGUUUUUCUGUAACACCUAAUUAAACAAAUAACUACUGUUUCAUAUUUGUGCACUGUUCAAUCAUAUUAUUUUACAUUUUCCGUAUAUUGAUACAUCUGUGCACAUCAUUUGUCAUUCACAGGUAUGUAUCUUUUACUUAAAUUGUUAUAAUCUUUAGUUAAAAUACCAAUAUUAUAAAAAUAAAAUACCAAAUUUAGAUCAUAAUAUGAAUGAAUUUACCAAAACCUAUUUAAAAGAAUGGGGAUUUAAAAAUUUAGUCUGUAGCAAAAUUUAAAUCUAAUUAUUGACAUUUAGUUAUUGACAAUAAUUAAUUAGUUUGAUAAUCAAAUUAAUUUCACAGGAAGAAAUAGAAUAGCUUUUUUAAACUAUGAGCUUAAACAUCAAGUUGAUUUUAGUAUUAAAAAAUUAACCUUUUUAAAUUUGGCUAAUGAUAUUUGUAUACAUAUUUAAGCAUACAAUAAUUAGUAACUUAAUUGUUUCUAAUUUCUUAUAAUGUAUUUCAUUUCUUAUAUUUUUAUUAGGUAUUGAAAUUCUUUUUCCAACUGAAUGUAAAGAAACAUAUUUUAUACCAAGAAUAAAAAAAGUAAUAUAAUAAUGCCUAAUAGAGGAAAAUUCUUCGAUAAAUACUGUAAUGUGAAAAGAAAAAUUUUGAAAAUUUCAAAACAUAAAAGAAAAAGUACAGAAUCCGAACUCAAAUUAACUGACCUAAAUGAGAAAGAUCAAAUUAUACUUAUAAAUAUUUAUUAAUAUUAUAGUAUCUAAUACAAUUACUUAAACAUAUCUUUAAUAUAAUAUAUAUAUAAUAGGUUCACUUAGCCGGUUAAAAAAUCAAGUUGAACUUGAAGAUGUUCUGCAUUUGGUAUGUUUAGAAACUGCACGUUAUAGGCUAGCUGUUCAAAUUAUUGAAAAUGUAGUGGAUAUUUAUCCAGCCUUAAAAACACCUAGGGUUAUUUUCUUGUUAGUAUAAUAUGUGAAUUUCACAUAUAAAAUAUAUUGUAAUAUAAACUCAGUGUGAAUUGUAUGUUUUCAGAUUGAUUUAGAUUUUGCUCAUAUGCAAUCAUAAUUUAUCCCAAAAUAAAUGAGGUUUUUCAACAAAUUUGAAACUUUUAAAGACAAAUUAAAUAUAUAUCUUAAUAAAAGUUCUGUAAACAUUGGUAUCCAAGGUUCACAACUUCUAACUAAACUUAAUGAACCAAUAAAUAAUAGCAAGUGUAUAAUUUUCACAUAGAGCUCCAUAGGAAUUGUGUGUUAGGUAUACUAUGUUCUGUACUCAUACUCAUUUCAAUUUGAAUACGAUUUAUAAAGACAAUAAUUUCUGAGCUCAACUUAGGUAUUAUCAAAUAUUUAUUAAAAUAUGCUUAUAUUUUAUAUUUUUUUAGAUGUUCAUAAUUUGGAUGCAGUCUAACUGAUACCUUAUUUAUUUUCUCCAGUUAAUAUUGUUUUGAAAAACAAACAAUUAAUAAGACCAUCAAAAAUUGAAUAAUCAAAUGCUUUUAUUGUGACAUUUAUGUUAAUAUUGAAAACCAAUUUUUGCAAAAAUGCUCUAAAUAAUUUGAAAUUAUAUUAAUAUGUUAUAGAAUGCCAAUGAACUGAAGAUUGUGUAUAGACAAAAAGUGGAUAAUGCUUUAGCAUAUGGUUCUACUGCACAAUCAUAUGUAAUUAUAGUGAGAGAUAUUGAUGGCUAAGUUCUAUUAUACUGUUAUACUAUAAUCAAUCACACUACAUAUCAGCUAAAAACAGCUGUGAAAGCAGUAAAUUUAUGUUUUAAAUUAUAUCAUGUUUUUAACUUAGAAUAUCUCCCUGAAUUUGAGCAAAUAUAGUAUUUUUUUUGGCAGCAUUUCUUUGAAAUAUUAAACACUAAAAAAAAAAUGUUUUCUGUUAAAAGUUUGUGCAAGGAUUUACAAUUUUCAUAACCUAAAGUUCUUUAAACUACAUUGUAGUGAAUAGUGAAUAAAAAUUCACUAUUUAUUCUGAAACUACCUUAGAGUUUACUAAUAUAUUUGAUGUGCUUUCUAAUUAAUUUGAUGAGAUUAAAACAGAAUAUUUCUGUUUACAAUUAUUAGACAAUCUAGGAGCUUUAAUAAGACCUUAUCAGAUUAUAAUUAGAUAAGGCUCACCGACAGACUUACUCUUAGUAGAGUAAUUUUAGAACCAAAGAAAGUUAACAUGACUAUGAUAUCCUUGAGAUUGAUUUUUAAAAACAAUUGGAAUACUCAAAUUUUUUAAAUGUCAUACUUGAAUAUUUAAAACAAGUACAGAAUAACAAUAACCCAUAUAUAAUUAAAAGUUUUGUUCAAUCUUAAUUGUGGAAAGUUAAACUAAAUAACCAAAAUAAAAUUAUUUUACCUAAUUUUCUCUAUUACAGCCAUUUUGAAUUAAUUAAUCCAUUAGGGUCUCAUGCUGGAACACAUAAACUUAGAACUGUAUACAUUUCUUUUGCUGCUUGUAUACCAGCUGAAUUUUCAUAGCUAUAAUAGUGGCUGUACCCAUCCCUAUUAUCACUAUUAUCUUUUUUCCUCUUGAACCUAUUCCAAUAAUAUGGUUGCAUUUAACUAUUUCUGAACCUUCAACAAAAAGUCUUUGAAAUUCAUAUUGAAUUAUUUCAGUGAUUUCCAUUACAGAAUUAAACAUUAUACACUUUUAUUACUACAAAUUGUAAACAAAAUAAGUUUUAAUAAUACAAUUUUAAAAGAACUAGUAAUAUAAAGAGUAUUUUGGCUAAAUUACUAUUAUUCUAAUGCUAUUAUAGCGGUCAUUUUUGGUUUUGUUCUUAUUAAUAUAAUGUUUUGUUCUUAAAGGAGUUUUUAUAAUUUAUAAUAAACAACCGGUUAUGUUAUAUUAUGCAAAUAAUAAUUAAGUGUAAGUUCAAAUUUCUUCAAUUUUUCAUUGUACCUAUAACCAGUAGGCUUCCUUUUUUUAUUUAAUAAUUCAUUUUUAAAAAGUUCCAGCUGAGCCUCUUCAAAUUCAUAUUCUAAUAAUCUAUGAGCAUCAUCUUCAAUCAGGUUAUUUUGUUUCAUUUCUGUCAGCAAAUCUUACAAAUUUAAUAUUUUGGUAUUCAAUCUUUUCACUUUUUUUUUUAUUUUAUUGAAUAGGAAAAAAACUCAAACUCUGAAGUUAUUAGCCUUGUGUACAUAUUAUUUUGUGUAUGUUACAUUAAUACUUAAGUUUAAAGACUCAAGUUAUAAUAUUUAAAACAAUUAUAAAUUGUGUUUACAUAUUAGUUAAAGGUUGUUUAUAAUGUUAAUUUUUGUAAGAAUAUUUAAGAUUUUUAUGGAGUUGUCUUCAUUUAGGGCUUCAUCUAAUUAGACUGGUAUUGAUAAUGAGUUUCAAAUGUUUUGAAGAUCAGGGCAGUCUUGGAUAAUGUGUUUGAUGGUUAAGUCUUUUUGACAUUUAUUGCAUAUGAUUGUUGGAUCUUUACUAAUUAAGAGUAAGUGGCUCAAAAAAGAAUAUCCAUUUUUCAUUCUGGUAAUUGCGACUUCUUUUCAUUUAGGUUUUGAGGAAUGAAUGUGCCACUUUUAAGUGCACUUGUUGAUUUUUUUAAUUUGUUAGACUGUGGAACAGAAUCCCAAUAACUUUACCAUACCAUGUUUAUUUUUUGGGUUAUGUAUAUUUUAAAGUCAUUUACCGGUAUCUCAGUGAUUGUUGGAUGUAAGAUUAUUUUGGUCGCUAUAUCUACUGAUUUGUCAGCCAUCCCAUUACCAGUAAUGGCAAUGUGUUAUGGUACCCUCAUAAAUUCUAUAUUAUUAUUAUUAUAUUUUUUUAUAAACCUAAUUCGAUUUGGAUGUUCCUGGUUAUUUGAUUGGUAGAGAAGGGGUUUUGGAGUGCCAGUAGAGCACUAAGAGAGUCGCUUAGUAUUAGUAUGUUGUUAUUUGAAGUUGUCAAAUUAAUUAAUUUAAUUUCUUUUAAGGUAGCAUAGUUUUCUGCAGAGAAAAUGCUGCUUUCUAGAGGGAGUUAGUGUAGGAGUUUGGUUUCUUCUUAAAUGAUUGCGAAAACCUGUUCUGUGUAGAUUUAGAUGUAUUGGUAUAAAUUUGUAAGAAGUUGGGGAAUUUAUUUUAUUAAUUUAUGGUUUCUUUGAAGUUGGACAUGAUUAUUGUCAAAUUUGUUUCGUGUUUAUUGUAAAUGGUUAAUUCUGUAUUGAGUGGAGUUUUCCUCAUUAUAUCUAGGAUCUAAUAUUUAAAGUAGAUUUUCUUUAGUUGUUCUAUAAAUAAUUAAUCUAUAAUUUAUUUUUGACAGUAUUAAAGAUUUAAACAUGUUUAGAAGGCAUUUUAUAUCAGCUCCCCUAAGUAUGAUGAGAAAGUGUUUUUAUUUUACAAGAGCUUUUAAGUUUUUUGAGAUGAUGAGUCCAUUUUAAUUGGUUGUCAAAAUCGUUCCUAAUAUGCGUAAUGAUUUGCAAAAGGAUAUUUCAGAAUCUUUGAGGAAUAAUGUGUGAUUCCCUAACGUGAGAGUGUGAAAACAUAUACAUUGGCUUUUAACCGGGGAGAAGUUGAAACCAGGACUGAACCUUGGAAGAGACUGUUUUCUAUUAGGUAACUUUGAUUAUUCAUUAUGAGCUUUGACUUGUACUGUUUUUUUAAAAAAAAUUGGAUAAAUAUGAACAUCUUACCAUUCAUUCCACAUUCUGGAAUAAUUUUAAGGACUCGGUUUCGCCAUACCAUAAUAUAUGCUUUUCUAAGUCUAAAAUUAUUAAUAUUAGGAGCUUCUCACUUUUUGUUGAAGGACUUUAACAUAACUUUUCAAUUUUCUUUUAAUAGGCGUAACAGGUGUAGGUAGAUUUUUAUUAUUAGAUCUUUUUUUGUAAUAAUAUACGAUUGGUGACAAGAACUAUACAAGACCAGACUAGAAUUAUACUGGUCUGGAAUGAAGGUUGCAUUUCUCUAGAAUCGUUUUGGGUGUAGUAAUAGUUUUACUACACAAAGUACAGCCAACUGGAAAGGUUCCUCUGAUUACAAGAAAGCAAUAGAAAGAGCACACCCAAAACAUGUAUCUGCUGUGCAAAGAAUAAAGUAGAAAUCUGUCACAGCAAACAUUUCAUACCCGCAGUUGGCUAGCACUUCAAAAGUCGAUCCAAAAACCAUCUCAACUAAAGGGAAGCGAAGAAUCGAUUAUUCUUAAUGAUAUUCUAUUCACGUUAACCAACAUAAAGCAGACACUAGCAAAUAUCAUAGCAAGAAUGGACAAACUGGAAAUAAACCAGACAAAGUCCAAAAAUACCUAGGAGAAAAUAAAGAAAUGAACAGUACACUGCGGAUCAUUGCAUGGAACGCCAAUUAGUUAGUACAGCGUAGACAAGAACUUGAAGACCUUUUACACAGUGAAAACAUUGACAUAGCCCUUAUUUUAGAAAUCCACUUCACAACGUGGACCUUUCUUAAGAUUACUUAAGAUUUCUUAAGGAAUUACAGAAUAUAUACGACAGUUCAUCCUAGUGGUAGAGCUCGGGGUGGUACUGCUGUAAUAAUAAAAGAGUCCAUAAAGCACUAUGAACUCGAAAAUUAUUCUGUAAAUCAUAUACAAGUGACUAGCAUUAGCGUUAAUGACGUGAAUAAAGAUCUCACUACUCACUCUCACUGCUAUUUAUUGUCCACUGCAAGGAGGUGCAGAUGAAAUUAAGUUCGCUGAAUUUUUCCAUAUGUCGGGUUCUAGAUUCAUGAAUGGAGGUGAUUAUAAUGCCAAGCAUACUCACUGGGGAUCGAGACUGAAGGGACUCACCCUAAAGGGACGAGCCUUGUUAAAAGUUGCAAACAACAUCAAUGCUGAAAUCAUCACUACAAGUAAGCCAACGUAUUGGCCCACUGAUCAGAACAAGAUUCCCGACCUGCUUGACUUUUUUAUUUUGAAAGGUAUAUCUUCUUAUUAUAUUGAGUUAUUAGAACUUACAGAAUUAACGUCAGAUCACAUACCAAUGCUUCUCACGUUAAGUUCUAAUGUUAUACAUAAAUAACGAAAGAUGUUGCUAAUCAACAAGAAAACAGAUUGGGACCUCUUUAGAACGAAUCUAGACGAAAUCUUAACCCUCACAGUAAGACUAAGAACUGACUAAUAACAUCAUAAAAGCGGUAACGCCCAUAAAACCAACAGAUGGUAAUCAUGAGAGUACCUACCCAAUGGAAGUUAGGAAACUAGUAGAAUAAAAACGAAAGGCACGGAAAAAUGGCACCAAACGAGAGAUCCUUCGGAUAAAACCUGGAAUCGCACUAGUAAACUUUUACAUGACGAAAUUAAAAAAGUAAAAAACGAAACGUUCAAAUCAUACUUAAGUGAACUUUCUGCAACGAAUAACACUGAUUAUUCAUUAUAGAAGGCGACAAGACGCAUGAAGAGCCCUAGAGCCUAUGUAAUCCGAAUGGAAGAUGGAUCAUGGGCAUGCUGUGAACUAGAUAAAGCAGAUAUGUACGAACGUCAUUUAAAACGUGUAUUUAAAUCAAAAAAAAAAAAAAAGUUAUGCCAAGUACUUGGCACAUCAUUGAUGUAUUGUCAAUAUCUAACCUAUGUUUUGGUGUAAAUGGAUCUUCCAAAAAAAUCGGUUCAUCAGUAGGCCUGACAAUACCAGUAACAGCAGCAUUCUCGGAUGUAUUUAGAUUUUCGGAUGAUGUUAAAUUAAAAAUACUUGAAAUAGGAUCAUAUUUUGCUAAAAUAUGAUGUCUAUUACUAAUUGCAGUUUUAUAGUCAUUUAUUUUAAAAUGUGCACUACAUGUAUACACCGCAGUAAGAUUUCUGGUAGAAUUUAUGUACACAACAUAAAAAAAAAAAUUAUAAAUUAACAUUUUUAUAGAAACAAUACAUUAUAUUGCUACACUCAGAAUCUAAAAUAAUGUCAAAAACAAAUUUUUAUUAAAUAUUUUAUAUUUUGUCAAACAUAUAAAAAAUUACCUACACAUGAACUUUUUAUAAAAUUAACUAAAAAACUCAAAGAACAAAAAUAACAAAAAAACAUAACCUAACCGCGUUACGCGAUAACAUUUGUUUUCAUACGAAUUAAUAAAAUUUAAACCAGAUGUUACUUAGAAACUAUUCUUAUAAAUAAUUCAUUCAAAUAAAACUGAAGUAUAUCCCAUCAGAAAAUCAGUUUGCAGAUACGCUUACUAAACCAAUGUCAGCUUCAACAUCAGCAGCAAAACAAGUGUCGUAUUCGGUGGUCUUAACUAAUAGAAAAAUAAAUUAUAUAUUCUCAAUUUAAUAAUUAACUAUAGGUGAUGAUGAUAAUAAUUUUAUGAUAAUAAGCGUCUAUGACAGUGGUUCUUAACCGGUGUUCCGUGAACUUGAUAUAAGUGUUCCGCCAAAAUUUUAAAAUCAAUGAAAAAAAUCCGUAAAUUACAACAAAUUGAACUCUCAAAAUAAAAUUUUCCGAAAUAACAGUAGAAGGAUUUUGGAUUUUCGUUCAAACCGAAUUUAAAAUAAUUUCCUUUUCAAUUACAAUUUUACUCAUCUUACUUGUAUGAGCUUGAAUUUUCAACAUUGACGAAUAUCAAAUCAAGGAAACGAAAAAGGCUGACUAAUAUAGAAAAGGAAAUGAGAGUAGUAAUAUAUGCAAUAUCCUGCAUACGGCCAAAUAUUGAAAAUAUCUGUAAAAGUCAUCAGGCUCAAAUAUCUUAUACAAAAGACUUCAUUUCAAAUUGAAACAUUUUUUUAAAAUUUCUUUAUUAUUUUAUUAUUCUUUAGUGACUAACAUGUAUGCAAACUGUUUAUGCUAUACAUGCAUUGUUUAAUAUAUUAAAAUUUUAAAAAUGUAUAUAAAUACUGUUUUAUUUUACGACUGUGUUCCGCGAAAACCUUAUAAAAUAUUAAGUGUUUCAUCAUUCGAAAAAGGCGUAGAACCAUUGAUCUAGGAAAAUCUAAACGGCUGCAAGAUGGUCGACUAUAUAAUAUAUUGUAUUAUAUAAAUAAAUUAAUACUUGUUUGAUAAUAAAUUGUAUUAAAUUGUAUUUAAUAUUUUUAUUAAAUACCCGAAAUUUUCUGUUCGAUUUUUAAACCGAUUAAAACACUCUGAUUUUGGUUUAAAAAUCAAAUAGUUCGUAACAUCCAUGGCUUAAUAUAUAAGUAUGAUCACAACUUUGUGAUACACAUGCGCAAUGACCGCCACUAGCAGUGAUUCCCGUCUAAUUUCAAUCUAAUUGAUAAUAAGUAUAAUAUCACUGCUAGCUGAGUUUUCUCUCCAUGAAAAGCUAUGGAAUAAACAGUUGUGAUCAUACCUAUAUAUUUAGCCAUGGUAACAUCUUUACUAAGCAUACACAAUGAACUAAGCCAAUCACAUAAGCAACAAUCUAUAUUAAAAGAAAAUUAAUUUACUUAUGUCGACAAGUUUAAAAUCGUAAAAAUGUAAAUUAAAGUGUAAAAAAUUGAGUGAUUAGCACAAUAGCAGUGUAAGUUGUGAUAAUGAUAAUGGUUGUAUGAUAACGUAGUCGGCCAUCUUGCAGCCGUUUGGAUUUUUGUCUCAAGACGCCGGUCUGUUUUUGUCGUCCGCGUCACCAUUAUGCGAUGAAUACGUAAGUGUUGUAUCUUCUUGCACGCAAUUGUGAAUUUCAGAAUUCAUUGUACAUAUAACGGACGAACCGAUUCACAAUGAAUUACAGAAGACUACCGCCCUGGAUUGAAAACAUGGUGUCGUUAAAGGUUGACAAUCUAACCUACAGGACAACUUCGGAAGAUUUGAGAAGAGUGUUCAAACGAUGUGGUAAAGUUGGAGACGUUUAUAUUCCUCGAGAUCGUUUCACUCGAGAAAGCAGAGGAUUCGCUUUUGUUAGGUAUAACAUGCUUCUUACCUGUGUUUAAUGUCAUUCAAUAUUAUGUUUGCUGACGUUUUUAUUGCUUUUAAGCGCGUUACCAGGCAUAAUUAUUGACACUUAUUUUAAUAUAAUUUAGAUGUGUAUAAAAAUGAUUAUUUAAUUAAAUUUGAGCUCGAUACAAAUUAAUAUUAGUUAUAAUACCUUAUGAAUUUCUUGAUUAGUUGGGUCGAAGUUCCUUUUAGUGGCAAUUCGCAAAGAUCAGAAACUUUGAUCUUAUCUGAUUUGACGCAUCAACUGACAGAAUUAUUUUUGAGAUUUUACAACUAAAUUAAGCACAAUAUUUAUAUUAUGUGUUUAGGAUAUUUUAUUUAAUAUUAUUUCAGGUUUUAUGACAAACGUGAUGCAAUGGAUGCAUUAGAUGCAAUGGAUGGUCGCAUGUUGGAUGGAAGGCAAUUACGACUUCAAAUGGCUCGAUUUGGCCCUAAUUCUUACUUACUUCUAUCUAGGUAAAUAUAUACUAAUACUCAUAAGUAAUUUUAGUAAUUUUAUGUUACAGUUUAAUAUGGCUUUUACAAUACAAACUAAAUGCAGCAAACUGGAACAUAGAAAUAUUAUUUUGA